AUGGCAGCUCCAACAUGUGUUUUCAUUUCUUUUAUAGUUUUGCUAAGCUUAGCAAUAUGCUCUGCCCAGCCACUUGAUGUUCGCAAAAUUAAGUCUAAGGAAACUGAUCAUCAGAGUCACAAAGUUAACACUUUGAGUAAUGUCGAUGUCACAGGCUUUGGAGGCAUUGGUGGUGGUGGUGGAGGGGGCGGUGGUGGAUUUGGCAUUGGCAUUGGUGGUGGUAGAUUUGGCUUUGGCAUUGGUGGUGGUGGUGGUGGUGGUGGAUUUGGCCUUGGCAUUUAUGGCAGUAUCCCUGUCUACAAUGUCCCAGGCUAUGGUUUCCCAGUCUAUCCUCGUGGUUGUGGUUAUGUGUGUCCUGCUAAUAAUCCCACUGGAGAAAUCACUGCACUCACAAUCUCAGGAUUAUCACACUCCACCAGACCAUACCGAUGCAGGCCCGGGCCAAACAUGGCUGUCAACAAAGAUUCUAAUUCCGAACUACUUCUACACUUUGUUGACACAGUGCAAGACAAACAUGAACAUCCACGCUAUGGAAAACACAGUGAAGAAGUAGGUCUCCGUGUAGGGGGAGGUAGACGUUUAGGAUUUGGUCGUGGUAAUGGCAGAGGAACGGAUGAUAUUGAUACCUCUGAGUAUAAUAGAUAUGGAUUUAACCCAGGUUUAAGCUGUGGCUAUUUAUGUCCACGCAACAGUCCAUAUGGAGGAAUCACUGACUUCCAUAUCUCAGGAUUAUCAAAUUUCAAUGGACCUUACAGAUGUCGACCAGAUAUGUGUGACGAUGUCGAUUGUCAUGAAGUUCUUCUACACUUUGUUCCUCCAAAGCAUGACAAACACGAGAGCCAACAUGAUCAUCCAGUAGAGAGGAGUGAAGAGAGAGAAGCUGGUCGUAGGUCAGAGCAGCGAGAGGAAGAAAUCAUAAACUAG
This is a messenger RNA of Capsicum annuum, 924 nucleotides long. RefSeq names its product anther-specific protein TA-29-like. Lineage: Eukaryota; Viridiplantae; Streptophyta; Magnoliopsida; Solanales; Solanaceae. The coding region runs from base 1 to 924 and encodes 307 amino acids. The transcript has a single exon. The record is from RefSeq and is a predicted model, not a curated record.